This is a messenger RNA of Rhopalosiphum padi (bird cherry-oat aphid), 2730 nucleotides long. RefSeq names its product synaptic vesicle membrane protein VAT-1 homolog-like. Lineage: Eukaryota; Metazoa; Arthropoda; Insecta; Hemiptera; Aphididae. The coding region runs from base 326 to 1663 and encodes 445 amino acids. Gene Ontology annotation, molecular function: oxidoreductase activity. The record is from RefSeq and is a predicted model, not a curated record. The transcript has 9 exons.
CACUCAGCACCACUGCCGCCGGACGAAUCAUCGACGCCGCCGCCGCCGCCACAAUCCGCGCUCCGUGUUCUUUCGGCAACGCUGUCGGCGCCAAUACGCACAUAGCGUCCACGGUCCACUCGACACUCACCGUUGUAACGCGGACUCAGUCGGUCGUUAUUUUCAACCGCCACUCGUAUAAUUCCAUACGAAAUCCCGCACGUACGCCGGCUACAGACAAACGACGAUUUAUAUCCUUUUUUUUCUGACAAAGAAAUCUCAACGAGGGUUUUUUUUCUCGUACACACUUUCGAAAUUUUAAAACAUUCGCAAAAGAAACGAUAAUAUGGCUGAAGAAAAUACACCGGUAGCGGCGGCAGCAGCAGCCGUAGGAGACCAGCCACAGGAGAAAUCGGCUACCGAGACCGUAGCUGAACAGCCAAAAGUCGAGGGCAACGGCAAAGCUGCGGCAGCCGCCGUAGAGGAACCACCAAAACCCGAGAUGAGAGCCGUCGUGCUCACCGGGUUCGGCGGUCUCAAGUCCGUCAAGAUCCUGAAGAAACCCGAACCGACCAUGGGCGAGGGUGAAGUCGUGAUCAGGGUAAAGGCGUGUGGUUUGAAUUUCCAAGAUUUAAUGGCCCGACAAGGCGUGAUCGAGUCUCUGCCUAAAGCUCCUUUCAUAUUGGGUUUCGAAUGUUCCGGCAUCAUCGAACAAGUCGGAGAAGGUGUUGAGAAGUUCAAGGUCGGCGAUCGCGUUGUAGCGCUCCCUGAGUGGCGCGCGUGGUCCGAGCUCGUAUCCGUGCCGGCCAAGAACGUGUUUGCCAUACCGGAUAACUUGAACUAUGUGGACGCCGCGGCCUUGGCCACCAACUACAUCGUUGCCUACGUGUUGCUGUUCGAGUUGGGCGCCGUCAAGCCCGGCAGCAGCCUGAUACUGCACUCGGCCGGUGGUGGCGUGGGUCAAGCAGUAGCCCAACUUUGCAAAACUGUAGAUGUCACUGUAUUUGGUGUAGCAUCAAAAACUAAACAUGAAGCUUUAAAAGGAACUAUUGAUCAUCUUUUGGAACGUGGUAGUGAUUAUGCUGCUGAAGUUAGAAAGGUUUCUCCAGAAGGAGUGGAUCUCUUUUUGGACUGUGUUUGUGGUGAAGAAUGUAGCCGUGGAUACUCUCUUUUGAAGCCUAUGGGAAAAUAUAUUUUGUUUGGUUCAUCCAACAUUGUCACAGGAGAAACAAAAAGCUUCUUUAGUGCUGCUAAAUCUUGGUGGCAAGUGGAUAAAAUUUCUCCAUUGAAAUUGUUUGAUGACAGUAAAACUCUUAUGGGAUUCAAUUUAAGACGAUUGUUGUUCCAUCAAAACCAAUCUGAAUAUGUGGCAAACAUAUUUGACAAAGUUAUUGGAUUAUGGAAAGAUGGAAAGGUUAAACCAGUUAUUGAUUCCACUUGGGCUUUUGAAGAUGUUGGUGAGGCUAUGCAAAAAAUGCAUGAUAGAAAAAAUAUUGGAAAAAUUGUUUUGGACCCAAGCUUGGAACCAAAACCAAAACCAGCAACACCAGUUAAAGGAAAAUCAAAGAAUGCUGAUAAAGAAAAGGAAAAGAAAGAAGAAGAUUCUUCUGCUAAUGGCACUACAACUCCUGAAGUUUCAAGUCCUACAACUAAAGAGAAGGAGAAGGAAAAGGAAUCAAGUUGAAUGCACGAGUGAAAACCUCAUUCUCAAAAAUUACUACCUACUUAUUUAAUAAUAAUAAUAAUAAAAUAAACUUCUCGUUAGCGCUUUUUUCCAGUCUUAUAUUACACUAAAUAAUGAAAUAUCAAUUUUAGCCUUUUUAGAAAUAUUUUAAAUAUUUGUUUCAAUCAUUUGAGUAUUGACAAACUUUUAUUUAUACUUGGUCAAAUAAUAUUAUAUAAUACUAUAUUAUUGUUUUGAUUAAUGAUAUAAAUUGUUUUACCUAAUCAACAAUUUAUUACACUAGGCCUAAUUUAUUACUAGUAAACAUGUACCAAAUAUUAUGUAUACUUAUGUGUUAAUUUUAUAUAAUUGUUUUGGUUCAUUUUGCUCGUACAUCUCUAUGCAUUUUCUAUUAUACUAUAAUUAUUAUUAUUAUUAUUAUUAUUAUUUUUAGCUUAAAUUUUAAGUUUUAUAUUAUACUAAAACAUGAAAUGAUUUAUUUUUCCAUUAUUUUUUUAUAUACAAUUUCUAAAUAAAUACAUGUGGAAGUUACAUAACAAUAUAUUUUUAAUUUAUACACACAUACUACAAAUGUAUUAAGAUUUAUGUAGAUUGAAUAAAUUCUGUUUAAACAAAAAAUAAUUAUAAAUGUGUGUGUGCAAUUGUGUAUAAUAUAUCUAUACACACACACACACACACACACACAUACAUACACACAUUAUAUAUUUAUUUAUUUAUAUGAGUAUUAUUAUUACUAUUAUUAUUAUUAUUAUUAUUAUUAUAUAUUAUUUAUUGUGCUGUUUAAAACUAUUAAAAAAAUAUAUAAGUAUAAUAUAUUUAUAUAUGUAUAUUCAAUAACUAAUAUAAGUGAUUAUUAAUCAAAAAAUAAAAGAUAAAAAUAAUUAAAGAUGUCUACAAUAAUAAUAUAAUAAAUUUAAGGAUCUUUAUGAUAAUAAUAAAUUAGAUGUGACUAUGCAAGCUUGUGAUCGAAUACAUACUACCCAUUUUAAAUUAUACACAACUACCACAUCUGUACUAUUCUGAUGACAAUUGUUGAUUUAAAAUUUAAUAUAAACUAUGAUUAUGCA